AUGUGGUAUCGUACUACGAAUCUGUGGACCUUGAAGAACAUGGGAGAUAACUUUAUCAGUAAGGCUCACUUGAGGAGAGAGAUUGUCAUCGGUGCUUUUCAUCGACAAAAACAAGAGCAAAACGUCAAAGGAAGCUUCGUUGUAAGUCAACAUCUGGUACUUAAAUUGGAGCAAAAAAGAGUUAAUUGUUUGAAUCUCUGUUUCCACUUUACUUUUUAAAAGUUUACUUAAACGUUAUGUUUUGAUUAUUUAAAGGUUGUACAAUUCAUCGGUGAUACACUACUUCCUCACGAUUUGUAUUGUACCAGUUUCAACAAAAAUGGAAAUAAACUUAUCUCCCACGCCUUGAUUCAACGCAUUCAUCAAGGAAAACGUGGUGCCAAUGACGUUUGUUCAUGGGCUGGUCAUAUUGCAGAAUGUGAAGUUAUAACAGAUGACGUAGAUACUAUUGGGUAAGCUUUUAACUUGCUGUCUUGUAUUCAGUAUAUUAUUGUAACUCCAAAUUAUAAUCUAACUAUUACUUUUUAACGUAACCCCUCUCACCUUCUUUCAGUCUGUCAACCGUAUCAUCGCCAGAAUCCUCAGAAAUCUUAACCAUUCCAAUAGAGAAGCCGCACGUAGAAGAAAAGAAACACAAACUUGUAGUGUGUGUAGCUCCCAUGUACAUCUACACUGACUGGAAGAUCAUGGUCACUGGUAUAGAAACUUGGCUUGCCCUAGGAGCCACUAAGAUCAUAGUCCCCAUCCAGUCAAUAGCCAACAUAUCUAUGAACAUUCUACAGCAAUACGAAAGAGAUGGCAUCGUAACCACUAGGCCAUGGCCCAAAUGGCCAGUGCUAUCAGAUACCAAUCCAAACGGGCUAGUCCUUUCUCGUGGGAUUGAAGAAUCUCACGUUAACUGUCUACACUUCGUGAAGCCAUUUGCUGAAUUGGUGGCGUUCACAGAUAUUGACGACAUGCUGAUACCUCCAGACCCAUCCAAGAUCCAAGGUGGUGACAAUCUGGUCCUCCUACAGGUACAUUACAGUUUUCUCAAUUGUUAACUCAAAAAAGCGUUUCAUCUUGAAAACAAUGUCAUAAUUUAGAAUUUGUUCUCUGAACAUCCACAAGCGGGCUCUUUACUAUUCGAACAUCGUGAUGUACAGUUCGUAUUGCCACCAGAAAAACAAACAGAAACAUUAAGCAAAUUCACAUUCGACUUCUUACAUAACACACAAUGGAAGCAGAACUGCUUCAUCUGGAGAAUGAAGACCAGAGUUGUGGUCAAUGCCAGUAAGUAACAUAAUAUCGUUUUUAAAUGUAGCAAAUUCGAAUAGAAAAACUAACUUAAAAAAAUCGUAUAUUAGCUACUAAAAACCUUAACAAAACAAAGGAAACAAAAAUGCAAUGCCCUAUAUGCAAGACCUUAUAACAAAAAUAGAUAAUAUAAACUUACACUUGCAGGUAGAGUUGACACUGUAAAUAUGCAUGAAACAGGCAUUCAUCGAAUGGGAUAUGUCCAAGUACGUGUCCCAUGCCGUAAAGGACAUUUCUACCAUCUCAGACACUCCUACAAGAACACAGCAACAGGUCAGUGGAAGGUGGACAUGACCAAUCUAUCAGAUAUGUUAAACAAACAAUGGCAGAAUAGACUUACCGGCCCUCUGGAGCCCUUAGCCAAUGAAGUCUUGGCCAAAUCAGCUACUGAAUCAUUCGAAGACCUUGACAAAUGCGUGAUGAAGGUUACAGACGAACAUUUCACGCUGAAGGUCUCCAGAUGCAUGACUCCACACGUUUGUUUCACUAGAAGAGCAACGUGAGUAAUAUAAUUUUUUUAAAAUAAUAAUUCGUCAUUAAAAGUAAGCCUAUAGUAAAAGCACUCAACAUAUAAUGUAUUCAUAAUAAAUUCUUACCUAAUUUAAACCAUUAACUUCAGAAACAGCAGUUGUGUAGCCACAGACGCCAACUACGGCUUUGCACGAUCUGGCAGCGACUUCAUCAUCAACACAUUGGACACGCAGCUGGUAUCCAGCACCAUGAACUGUGACGCACCUCUCCCACGAUUUACUUCCGGUUCUCACUUCUAUCUCCCGUAA
Messenger RNA from Bursaphelenchus okinawaensis, 2075 nucleotides. The record is from the annotation of a GenBank genome assembly. NCBI's taxonomy places the organism in Eukaryota, Metazoa, Nematoda, Chromadorea, Rhabditida, Aphelenchoididae.